Dreissena polymorpha is the source of this 2145-nucleotide messenger RNA. RefSeq lists its product as uncharacterized. The record is from RefSeq and is a predicted model, not a curated record. Gene Ontology annotation, cellular component: plasma membrane. Gene Ontology annotation, biological process: proton transmembrane transport. Gene Ontology annotation, molecular function: voltage-gated proton channel activity. The transcript has 14 exons. Bases 163 to 1803 code for a protein of 546 amino acids. NCBI's taxonomy places the organism in Eukaryota, Metazoa, Mollusca, Bivalvia, Myida, Dreissenidae.
UGGAAGGGUUUUUACACCAGAAAAACAUAAAAUUAAUUUAAAUUAGCAAUAUGGCUCGGAUAAAUAUAGAGGCGCGCAACCGCGCAAUGGGCAUGUUGCAGGCCGGUCAGUCAUUAAGACGUGCGCAAAGGUGUUGACGUACUUGCAGAUCAAACCGCCAGCAUGGUGUUCGGAAAGAAGAAAAACUCGAGAGGCCUAGCGGCAUUGGCGGGUGGUGCGGCCCGGAUGGCGCAGCACAUGAUUGUGUUGGAUAAGACGGAAGCAGCGCUGGAUCGUGAGAUGAAACGUGAGGAACAACGACGGGUUCCGAAAACAAAGAUUGGCAAAGCGAGGCGAAAGGGCGAGCACUUGUUGCACACAAAGUACGUCUUACUGCUUGUCGUCAUUCUCAACGUCAUCGACUGCCUCCUCGUUCUCGGGGAACUCAUGCUCGAUAUCAAAUACGUCACAGACAUUCUAACCAAGGAAUACAAACGUUCCGACGAUUUCAUUGCGUCAAUGAAGCUUUUAUAUCCGUAUCGCCUUAGUUACCUGGAAUCAGACGACAUUGAAGGAUUGGAACGAGAGAUUUCUAUUGGUCACAUCACGUGGAAUGCAUCAGCCGACUCCAUAUUGAAUUUCAAUCAUCGAAGAAAGAGGCGGGGAAGUUUGGAUUCUAAUGGCACGAGUAACAUUUCAAAUGAGGAUCACGGGAAUAAGACCUUUCAUAAAGGCCAAACGUCUCGUCAUCAUGGGCAUAGCAUAGAAGAGGAUAUAGCUCACGGACUGCAUAAAGCCAGCAUCACGAUAUUAGGAAUUCUCUGUGUUGAGGUAUUGUUUAAGAUUGUCUGCCUCGGGACUGAACUUCUUCAGCACAAAUUGGAGUGUUUCGACGCGUUCAUCGUCAUCGCCUCAUUCAUCGUAGACUUGGUCUUCCUUAAGGGGCUCCAACAGUUUAAAGUGCACGAGUUCGUUCUCAUCUUGGCAUUCCUGGUUCCCUGGAGACUUAUCCGAGUUGUCAACAGUUUGAUAGUGGCCAUCAUGGACCACGAACACUUUCGGUUGGUGAUACUUUACAAGCAGAAGAAAAAGACUCAGAAAGAACUACAGGAUGCCAAGGAUGAUAUCACGGGACUCGAGGCGUGCGUAGACGCUUUGGAGAAGUUGUGUGAAGAAUCCGGCAUUCCGAGCGCAUUGGUGCAAGCAAAAUUCAACAUGUACCGAAAAGUGAAGGUCAAAGGUAACAUCAUAGGCGCCAUGUCCAACUUUGCCAUUGGUGGUCAGCUGCUCUGUCAACCCUUCACCACCGGCCUCAAAACGGGAAAGCAAGACAAACAGAUGAAUGGGAGGAAUCACGACAUUCAGAUCACUGUUGAUGAUUUCAGUCAUCCAAAUAAAAGUGACCACUUCUCCCAGGAUAAGCCCGCGAUAACGGAGCUGACAGAUAGCGCGCUCACUGUCGGCAGCGUCUCGGUGGCUGACGGCACGUCGCCGGCUCAGAUCCGCCGGGCAAUAUACGAGGAUAGAGUUAAAAUGAGCCCGGGUCUUAAACCACGGAGUCACUCGGACACGGAGCGGGAGGGGAAUGUCGCGAGACUUACCGAGUCUAGCGCCGGAUUCCUAUCCACUAUCAACGCGGACACGGAAGACCUAAGACAAAUGGUUGCUCAUCAGAAAGACAAUACGGAAGUGACGUCAUCAGAGAGCAAAGAGAAAAAUCUUGCAGACGACUCCUCGGAAAUGUCGAACGACUCGGAUCUGACCGGUACUGACUCCUGUGAUAGCAUAAAUAAAGCUGACACGGACACAAUUUGCAAGCGGUAGCUAGAAGUUCGGAGUUAAAUCAAGAACUGUUGAAGGAAGACUUACUAGGGUGCAGGAUCAACGGGGUUUUCGAGGGUUUACAAACGGGCUGGACAGAAUGUAAACACACCGUAAAGAAAUGUGUGUUUGCAAAUAUCUCAAUUUAUGGAAAUAAAUUUGCAAAAAUCUACAGUGCAUUCUAGACAGUUUUUCUUGCAGUUUGUGCCGAUGUGAAUAGAUUUAAGACUAAGUUAUUUUAUACGUCUGAAAUCGGCGCCAAAACACGUUGCGUGUUGCAUGACAAUGCACAUGAAUGUUGUACGCGUCGAAUAUUGGGCCAAUAAAACAGGCAUAUUAAAUAAA